This is a messenger RNA of Crotalus tigris (Tiger rattlesnake), 3709 nucleotides long. Its product is annotated as protein NYNRIN-like. Lineage: Eukaryota; Metazoa; Chordata; Lepidosauria; Squamata; Viperidae. Gene Ontology annotation, biological process: DNA integration. The transcript is spliced from 2 exons. The coding region runs from base 29 to 3409 and encodes 1126 amino acids. The record is from RefSeq and is a predicted model, not a curated record. Gene Ontology annotation, molecular function: nucleic acid binding; RNA-DNA hybrid ribonuclease activity.
UGGAGCAUCUCGCACUUCUGUGUGUGUGAUGCCAAGGGAAGGAAAAUUUGACAAACAGACAAAAAUUAAAGUAAGUGGGGUAAAAGGGGAGGCUUUUGAUGUAAAACAAUUGGAACCAAUAAAAAUAAAAUAUGGGGUAAAUGAAAUUCGGACCCUGAAGUUGUUAUAUGUACCUGAAGCAGGAAUUAAUAUUAUGGGAAGAGAUUUGAUGUCUGCACUGGGGCUUACAAUAAGUUUUGAUAAAAACGAAACAGCAUAUGUUCUAACAGAAGAGAAGGAACAGAAAAUUGACCCCUUAGUUUGGGUACAACCAGGCAAUAGAGGUGGAUUGGAAAUAGAGCCUCUGAAAAUAAAACUGAAGCCCCAAAGUGAGGUAGUAAGCCAAAAACAAUAUAACAUUUCAAUGGAGGGAAGAAAAGGUCUUCAACCAAUCAUAGACCAGUUAGUGAAGGAUGGGUUAUUGGAGGGAACUAUGUCACCCUAUAAUACCCCCAUCCUACCUGUGAGAAAACCUGAUGGUACUUACAGAAUUGUACAGGAUUUGAGGCUCUUAAAUUUUAUAGUAGAGACCAGACAUCCAGUGGUUCCAAACCCUUAUACCAUUCUGGGUAAAAUACCUGUAGAACACAAAUGGUUCAGUGUGGUGGAUUUGAAGGAUGCCUUUUGGUCUUGUCCUUUGGACAAAGACAGUAGAGCAUUAUUCGCGUUUGAAUGGGAGAAUCCUUUCACUGGAAGAAAACAACAAUACCAGUGGACUGUAUUACCCCAAGGAUUUACAGAAUCCCCAAAUUUAUUUGGACAGGUGUUGGAGCAAACUUUGGAGAAAUUCAAAUUGCCAAAAGGCGUAAAAAUGAUUCAGUAUGUAGAUGAUUUAUUAAUAUCAGGCAAAAAGAAAACAGACACUGAGGAGGGAACAAUUGCCUUGCUAAACUUUCUAGCCCAACAAGGCCUGAGAGUGAGCAAGGGAAAACUUCAAUUUGUGGAACAGGAGGUAAAGUAUUUAGGACAUUUGAUCAGUCAAGGUUCUAGAAGAAUCAGUGCUGAAAGAAUUCAAGGGAUUGUGGAACAAUCGAGACCCAAAACGCAAAAAGAAUUAAGGAAAUUCUUAGGGUUAAUUGGAUAUUGUAGAUUGUGGAUAGAAGAUUAUGCCAAAUGGACAAAGAAGUUAUAUGAACAAUUGAUCCAAACUAAACCAUUCAAAAUUGGGUGGACUAAGGAACUUGAUGAAGACUUCCAAAAACUAAAACACUUGUUGGUUAGUGCUCCUGUUCUUAGUCUUCCCAAUUUAGAUAAGCCCUUCCACCUCUUUGUUUCAGUAGAAGGAGGAGUGGCUCUAGGAAUUUUGACGCAAAAUUGGGCGGGGCAAAAGAAACCAGUGGCAUAUUUGUCAGAAAACCUCGACUCAGUGGCCCAGGGAUGGCCUACUUGUAUUCAAGCAAUAGCAGCAGUGGCCUUGUUGGUGAAAAAGAGUGAGAAAAUCACAAUGGGAGGGGCACUAAUUGUUAGUAGUCCUCAUCAAGUAAGAACUCUACUGAAACAAAAGGCAGGGAGAUGGCUAACUGACUCAAGGUUGUUGAAAUAUGAAGGGAUGCUGUUAGACCAUGCUGACCUAGUUCUGACCACUGAUUCAGCCUUGAAUCCGGCACAAUUCCUAAAUAAAACUAGCUCAUUUGAAAAUGAUGAAAUUGAACAUUGGUGUAGUGAAAUAGUGGACUUAGAAACGAAGAUCAGACCAGACCUGCAAGAUAUUCCCCUAACAGAAGGGGAAAGAUGGUAUAUUGAUGGUUCUUCACGAGUAGUAGAGGGAAAAAGACAAAAUGGAUAUGCCAUCAUACAAGAAGGAACGUGGGCCCUUUUGGAGGGGGGUAGAUUGCCAAAUCAUUGGUCUGCACAGGCAGCCGAAUUAUAUGCUCUAAAAAGAGCUUUAAUAUUGGGAGAGAAAUUGAAUUUAACAAUUUACACCGACUCUAAGUAUGCCUUUGGAGUGGUGCAAACUUUUGGAAAAAUUUGGAAAGAAAGGGGGUAUGUGACAAGUCAGGGGAAAGAUCUGAUACACCAACAACUAGUGGAGGAGGUGUUAUCGGCCCUUGUAUUGCCACAUAGAAUUGCUGUAGUACAUUUGAGAGCACAUCAAAAAGGGGAAGAAAUUGAGAAAAAGGGGAAUAGAUUGGCAGAUCAAGAAGCUAAAGAGGCUGGCAUGAGUGAAAUUAUUGAACAAAUCAAGCUUAUGAUUCCUCAUGUAGCUAAAAUAAAAGAAAUCCCAACCUUUAAUGAAAAGGAAGAAGACAAAAUUAAGAAGAUAGGAGGAAUCAAGGAUAAAGAAGGAAAGUGGUGGUUACCAGAUGGAAGACAAAUUCUUAAUUAUCCCCUCAUGAGACAAAUCUUUGAAAGACUGCAUGAGGGGAGUCAUUGGGGAACUCAAGCUUUGAUUGAUGAGGUGCUAAAAAGAUAUGCAGGAGUGAAGGUUUACACUGCAGCGCAACAAGUAACCCAAAAAUGUAUAAUUUGUCAAAGAGUAAAUAGAAACCAAUUGAGAGAAAAACAAAAGGGAGGAAGGCCUUUGGCCCUCUACCCUUUCCAAAACAUACAAAUAGAUUUCACUGAAAUGCCACAAGUGGGACGGUAUAAAUAUUUGUUGGUAAUAGUAGAUCACCUAACGGGGUGGGUGGAAGCUUACCCUUGUUUUGAUGAAACUACUAGAACUGUGAGCAGAUUGUUGUUAGAACACAUUAUACCAAGAUAUGGGAUUGUUCAAAGAAUUGAUAGUGAUCAGGGAAAACAUUUCACCGGAAAAAUCACUCAAGGGAUAGCUAAUGUGUUGGGAAUAAAAUGGGAUUUGCACAGCCCAUGGUGCCCGCCCUCUAGUGGAAAAGUGGAAAAUAUGAAUGGAAGGAUUAAAACUAUGUUAACGAAAUUAUAUUUGGAAACAGGAAUGAAUUGGAUGAAAACUUUGCCUAUAGCCCUGUUUAGAAUAAGAACACAACCUAGGAGGGAUGUUGGGAUUUCACCUUAUGAGAUGUUAUUUGGCAUGCCACUAAGGAAUGCUGGUAUACAAAUGGGGAAUCUACCUAGUAAAGAUAAGGGACUGAUUCAAUACUUGCAAAUACUGUCCCAGACUUUUGAUUCUUUCAGAAAAACUGGCUAUUUGAUACAAACUCCUCCUCUAAGCUUCAAAGUCCACUCCAUAGAAGUCGGAGACCAAGUGUGGAUAAAGACGUGGAAGGAUGAUUCCCUCAAACCAAAGUGGGAUGGACCGUUCUUGGUGUUAUUGACCACAGACACUGCCAUUCGAACACAAGAAAAGGGUUGGACUCAUUAUACCCGAGUAAAGAAGGCUAAUCUUGAGGAGUCGGAAACAUGGAAAGCAUUUCAAAAAGAACCAUUGAAACUGGUGUUAAAAAGACAAUGACUUAUAUCCUUUUGAAUAUGACAAUAGUGGCGAUUGGGGGAAAAUUAUGGAUUGAGCCGCCUAGAAUCUUUGAACAUAAUGGAACUUGGACACAAAUUCGGUGUUAUAAUGACAAAGAGAGUGAACACUGUCCCAUGAACUGGAUCUUUGAACCCAAAAUUUGGUGGUGUGAAUCUAAGUUGCAACCAAACUGGCAGCAAGUAGGUCAGGAGAAAAGCUGGGUAACGCAAAAUAAAGGGGCUUGCCUUCCUAAAAGAUCCUGAAAACGAUACCCUCCUCUGGACCACUCCUGAUGGGUUA